AUGAAUGGUUGCAGUUGCACCAAUACUUAUAUUCAAUUGGGAUCUUGCUCCAAUGUUGAUGGAGAGUCAGAAGCUAUUGAGCAUGGAGCAGGUUAUUCAGAUUUAUUGGCUAGUUUGACUGCUGAAAAAAAUUUAGUUGUGAAAGCUGAAGCAGUCAUAAGCUUCCCUACCAAGUAUGUCUGGGACCUGCACAGACCCUCUCCUUUCGGUGGCCGGAGGUCCAUUGGCUUUCAGGCAUCUGCCAGCCCCAUAGAUGUAGCCAAACACACUGUCAUUUCAUCUAUAACUUCCAUUGUCGUCCCUGUCUCGAAAAAAACUAGGGCUUGCCAGAACGUUAGUUGGCGUGAGCUAUAUCCCUUUUCCAGAGUUGUCACGCUACCUCCGAGCAGAUCAGAUCACUGUCCUCUCCUCAUUGAAGUGAACCCAGAACCAGGUCCCCUUUCUAAGGCUCCAAGGCGGUUUCGAUUCGAAGAGAUGUGGUUGCAGCACACUGACUGCAUUAAUGUGAUCGAACAAGGAUGGAUGCUUCCAGUAACCGGUGAUUUUAUGGGGCAGUGGACCUCUCAACCUAAUGAGGUGGCUGACAUCCUCGUCAACUAUUAUGAGAACAUCUUUCGAUCGGAGCAAGUUGACAAUGAUGCCUUGGGUCUCAUUUUAGACUCCUUGCUACCCAAAGUUACUGAAGCAAUGAAUAAUGAUCUCUUAGCUCCUUAUACAGAUUCUGAAAUCAAGAAGGCCUUGUUUCAAAUGCAUCCAUCAAAAUCUCCUGGACCUGAUGGUAUGUCUCCUUGUUUUUUUCAGAAGUUCUGGGAUGUUGUUGGACAUGAUGUUUGUAUGGCUGUUAGGAAUGUGCUUCUUACAGGCCAGGUUUCACGGGAGUCCAACUUUACUCACUUGGCUCUUAUCCCGAAAGUUAAAGAGCCAAAGUUACCUUCUGAUUUACGACCUAUUGCGUUAUGCAAUGUUGUUUAUAAGAUUGCCUCAAAGGUCUUAGCUAAUAGGUUAAAAAGCAUCCUACCUCAGAUUGUUUCUCCACUACAGAGUGCCUUUGUUCCUGGGAGACUCAUUUCAGAUAAUACCUUAGUGGCUACAGAGGUAGCACACUUUAUGAAGAAGCUUAGAUGCCAGUCGGAUGGUUUCUUCUCUCUGAAGUUAGACAUCUCUAAAGCUUAUGAUAGACUUGAAUGGCAGUAUGUGGAAGCAGUUCUUCUCAAACUUGGUUUUUGUAGAAGAUGGGUGAAUAUUGUCAUGGCUACUAUCAAGUCUGCUAGCUAUUCUAUUCUUAUGAACGGUACCCCAACUGGAUUUAUUUUGCCAACCCGCGGCAUUAGGCAAGGUGACCCCCUGUCACCUUACCUCUUUAUCCUUUGUGCUGAAGGCUUUUCCUUGCUGAUUUCUGCUUCCAUACAGCAUGGUACUAUUAGAGGCUUGUUGAUGUCGCCAACGGCUCCGAUCAUUCACCACUUACUUUUCGCAGAUGACUGCUUUCUUUUCGGGGAAGCCUCUGUCAGAGAGUGUCAAGCUUUCAAGGAUCUACUAUCCAUCUAUGCUCGGGCCUCUGGACAACGGAUCAAUUUGCAAAAAUCCAGUGUUGUUUUUAGUGGUAGUGUCGACUUACAGACUCGAAAUCACCUCUCUUCCAUCCUUGGUGUGACUUGCGUUAAGGAGCACGGUUUGUAUUUGGGACUUCCCAUUCAUGUAGGUCACAACAAGACAACUAUUUUCAGUUAUCUCAAAGAACGACUUACCAAGAAAUUAAUCAGCUGGAGAUCCAAGAUUCUUAGUGCAGGCGGUAAGGAGCUAUUGAUAAAGGUUGUGGCUCAAACUUUACCUAAUUAUGUUAUGAACUGUUACUUAUUACCUAAGUCUCUCUGUGACGACCUUCAACAAUUGUGUUCUCAAUUUUUUUGGGGAAGUACAAAUGAGAAGAAAAGGAUACAUUGGCGUUCCUGGGAAAGGAUGUGUGUUCCUAAAGAGGCGGGUGGCAUGGGUUUUAAGCAUCUUCACGCUCAUAAUCUGGCCAUGCUAGCCAAACAAGGUUGGAGGAUACUUUCAAACCCGGAUUCAUUGGUUGCAAGGGUUUUCAAAGCUGUGUAUCAUCCGUGGGGUUCUUUUCUUACUGCGGACAUGGGUGACAGACCAUCCUAUUCUUGGAGAAGCAUUAUGGAAGCUAGAUCGGUGUUACAAGCUGGCUUAUUUUGGAGAAUUGGUAAUGGCAUGUUUGUGAGGAUUUGGGAGGAUGAUUGGAUCCCAAAUGUACCAUCUCAUUCCAUUGCAAAACCGGUUGACACAGUUUUUGAGCUAGUCUCUGAUUUGAUUAAUGAGCAGGAGGGUACCUGGGACAUCCCCACGGUUAAUGCUUGCUUUGCUCCUGAGGUGGCUUUUCGGGUUUUCUCUAUUCCUCUAAGUAGACGUGUGGGAGGUGAUAGAACUGCUUGGAAGCUUGAUAAGCAUGGUUUUUUCUCGGUGAAAUCAGCAUAUACUAUUGCUCAAGACAUCUCUAUUGGAAAUGUCUUUGCUUCCACUUCUACUGGUGAUCCAUUCGCACCGCUUUGGAAAGCCUUAUGGAAAGCCAAUGUCCCUAGUAAAGUGGCCAUAUUUGGUUGGAGAGCUGCUCAUAACUUGCUACCUACUCGAGCUGCGUUGACUUCAAAAGGUUAUUCUGGUGAGUUGAACUGUUGUGUUUGUUCUCAAUAUGUGGAAACCCUAGAACAUUUAUUUCGAGAUUGUAGUAUAGCCAAAGAUAUCUUGGGUGCUCCCCCGUUCUCUUUUCUACCUUCUUCGUUAUCUUGGAAGGAAUGGUUUCUUGACAAUGCUCUCACUCUCUCGACUAGCUCUUUUGAUAAACUGCUGAUUUUGCUGUGGUCCCUUUGGACAAACCGGAAUGAGAAGCUUUGGAGAAAUCGCUCUCGAACCAGUCAGGGAUUGGUGGCAUCAUCUAUGGCUUGGUAUGAGGAGUACCUACAGGCCAAUACCCCAAUCAACACUCCCACAUCUGGUAGUAAGAAGGUCAGUAAGCGUUGGCAAGCUCCUACGGGCGAGACCUUGAAACUAAACGUGGAUGGUGCGUUUUUACCCAAUGUUCCAUUUGGAGGUACAUGUGGUGUUCUCCGCAAUGCUCAAGGUCGCUUUCUUGCUGCCUUCUCCCGUUGGAUGAAUUUUGUUAGUUCUCCUCUACAUGCGGAACUAUUGGCUUUGAAGACUGGCAUAGAACUGCUGCAGGCCAUAGAUGUUACCAAUGUUGUGAUUGAGAGUGAUUGUUUGAUGGCUGUACAAGCUGUUAACUCCUUGAGUUGUGACUUAUCUUCUCUACGAGCCUUGGUGGCUGAUAUUAAAGGCCUCCUUGAUGGUUAUGCUGAUAUGUGUAUUAUCUUUGCUCCUAGGCAGGCUAAUGUCAUAGCUCACAGAUUGGCUAGUCUUAGUUUUGAGUCUGAUGUACACCUUGAAUGGUUUGUGAACGCUCCAGAGUUGAUCCUGGAUGCCCUUAUGUAA
This is a messenger RNA of Rosa chinensis, 3492 nucleotides long. RefSeq lists its product as uncharacterized. The record is from RefSeq and is a predicted model, not a curated record. The transcript is spliced from 3 exons. NCBI's taxonomy places the organism in Eukaryota, Viridiplantae, Streptophyta, Magnoliopsida, Rosales, Rosaceae. Bases 1 to 3492 code for a protein of 1163 amino acids. Gene Ontology annotation, molecular function: nucleic acid binding; RNA-DNA hybrid ribonuclease activity.